AUGAAAUUAAAUUAUCAAGAAACNGAAUCGCCACCUACGAAAACAGACGAGACGAACGACCUCUCAGACGAUAGCAGCAGUGCCCUACUGGCCGAAUGUAUCCAAUCGGCCAUGCCGAAGCCACGCUUAAAACCCAACGACGUUGGAAAUGUGGUAGUGACGCAGCCGCAUAUGCAAACCAGUACACCACUUGUCAAGACACGAAAUAGGCCUAAUACGGAAGGGGCUGCACGUAAAGAAGGCGUAGUCAAACGGAUUAACCCAUCAUGUUUUUUGGGGGCCAAGGACGAAACGGAAAGAUACGCUGUUGAAAAUAGUCCUUGUCAUUUUUCAUUAAGGUCCAGUCUAUCAGACUUGACUAUAGAUGGAAGCGUGUGUGGUGUUGCCAGACGAAUUAACAAUGCAGUUGGGGAGACGGAAGAGAAAGCAAGAAAAUCUGAAGAAAUUCUUUCAGUUGCUGGCCCCAGCGCGUUGGAAAGAGGGAACAUUUCGAACGUCAAUCUUUCUCGAAGAGACUCCCUUUCUUCUCUUAGCGUAGAAUCCUUUGAACCGACAGAACAAGAGCAAGCGCUUUUAGAGGAAUGUAUAUCGUCUGCUAUGCCGAAAAAUAAACUUCAAAAUGUCUGCGAAAAAUCUUCACCAGCUCCCACAGGAUCUUCCACGAAGUCGCCUAAAUUAACCAAGAGAGAACGCGAUUUCGCCUUUCGUCCCAUUAAUUGGAGCGAAAGGGAAAGGGAGAAGGACUUGUGGCAGGAAGAGGAUUUGGAAGAAAUAAAGUUGACAAAGACGAAUUCAAAAAACGUAUUUGUCACGUCUGCUGCCGGGAUCACGGUGCCAAAGAAAGGCGAAAUGUGUCCCGAUCUUCUAGCUACGGUGGCAGGCGGCGAAAACACCGCAACCGAGUCCGCUCCAGGGCCGAAUCACAACCCAGAGGAUCAAGGGAUGCGAACACCAAACAAUAUAGCAAUACGGGACAACCGGUGUUCACAUUCCGAAGAAAGGUGCUCGACCGUACUCACGAAGAGUGGGUCUAACACGGCGAGAACUGACGAUGAAUCUGGUUAUGAAACACGAAUAAUAUCCGAACAAGACGAUAAAACACCAACUGACAUUAAAAUUGAUAAUCGAAUGCUCGAUCCUGAUGCAAUGAUAGAGUCGUUGGAUCGAUUUACAGCAGAACUUGUCUCUCAGGCCGAAGUCCAUCUCAAUAAAGAUAAAUCGACAAUAUCAACCACCUUCGAGGGUGAUACAUGGAAUGACGAUGAUGUUUCCUUCCCCAGUGUAUCAGGGAGUGCUCCAAAUGUUAUUACCUUCAAAAGUGAUUCUGAUACACCCCCAGAAGAUUUUAAACCCCAAGAAAUACUCACUGUUGAUUCGGUUGAUGGCCAGGAUAAGGAAGAAGACAAAAAGUCGAAUGAUUUCUCUUCAUUAGACAGUAACACUAUGACAGAAUCAACUUUAAUAGCAAUGGAAGCUACAAAGAUGGCUACUGUCAUUCAGAAUCAAGGUGUAAUGACCCAGAGCAUUGCUAGCAUACAUUCCUUAGAGCUGGACCUUAUCGAACCACCUUCACAAAGUUUUAAAUUUCUACAUCUAUAA
Molecule: messenger RNA, 1599 nt
Organism: Agrilus planipennis (emerald ash borer)
Lineage: Eukaryota; Metazoa; Arthropoda; Insecta; Coleoptera; Buprestidae
Exons: 3
Coding region: 1-1599 (532 amino acids)
Biological process (GO): Wnt signaling pathway
Molecular function (GO): beta-catenin binding
Source: RefSeq, a predicted model, not a curated record